This is a messenger RNA of Amphiprion ocellaris (clown anemonefish), 998 nucleotides long. It is a transcript of the gene exosc7, whose product is annotated as exosome component 7. The transcript has 8 exons. Gene Ontology annotation, cellular component: cytoplasmic exosome (RNase complex); nuclear exosome (RNase complex). Bases 63 to 938 code for a protein of 291 amino acids. NCBI's taxonomy places the organism in Eukaryota, Metazoa, Chordata, Actinopteri, Pomacentridae. The record is from RefSeq and is a predicted model, not a curated record. Gene Ontology annotation, biological process: exonucleolytic trimming to generate mature 3'-end of 5.8S rRNA from tricistronic rRNA transcript (SSU-rRNA, 5.8S rRNA, LSU-rRNA); U4 snRNA 3'-end processing; nuclear mRNA surveillance.
AAUCGCCUCUUGAUGACGUAAGAAGACGCGACACCCACACAUGCUAACAGUCUUUCCACAACAUGGCAACAGUACAAGUUAGCGAGGCCGAAAAAGUGUACAUAUUACACGGUAUAAGGGAUGACUUACGGGUGGAUGGAAGAGGCUGUGAGGACUACAGACACAUGGAGAUAGAGACUGAUGUGGUGUCCAACACAGACGGAUCAGCUAAAGUCACACUGGGGCACACGGCCGUUCUAGUUGGGAUCAAGGCUGAUAUUGGAAAACCGAGACCUUUGGUGCCAAACGAAGGUUAUCUGGAGUUCUUUGUUGAUUGUUCUGCCAACGCAACUCCAGAGUUUGAGGGCAGAGGAGGCGAGGAGCUGGGGACGGAGCUGAGUAACACCCUCUACAAAGUGUUUAACAACAAGCACAGCGUGGACCUGAAGAGUCUCUGUAUUUGUCCUGGAGAGCACUGCUGGGUGCUCUAUGUGGACGUACUGCUGCUGCAGUGUGAUGGAAACUUGUAUGAUGCCAUCUCAAUAGCUAUCAAGGCAGCUCUCUUCAACACAAAGAUUCCCAGAGUUCGUAUAUCCACUGAUGAAGAAGGAGGAAAGGAAAUCGAGCUGUCUGAUGACCCUUACGACUGCAUGAGACUCAAUGUAGAGAACGUUCCCUGUAUCGUUACCCUGUGCAAGGUUGGCCACAGACACGUGGUGGAUGCGACCCUGCAGGAGAAGGCCUGCUCUGUGGCCAGCCUCAUCAUCUCCGUCACACACAAGGGCACCGUCACCUGCACCAGGAAGGUGGGCGGAGGAAGCCUGGACUCAGAGAGCAUCUUUGAAAUGACAGAGGCGGGGAAACGAGUCGGCAAAGCUCUCCACGCUCCGCUCAUGAAUGUGCUGCAGCAGGAGGAGCAUCUGGGAAAGAAGAAACAGAAAGUUGGCUUCCUGGGUUAAAAUCAGCUGCUCUUUCUACAGUUUAUAUUUACAUAAUUUUCUAAUAAAAUGUUGACUUUG